This is a messenger RNA of Hemibagrus wyckioides, 1013 nucleotides long. RefSeq names its product heme-binding protein soul2 (gene soul2). Lineage: Eukaryota; Metazoa; Chordata; Actinopteri; Siluriformes; Bagridae. Gene Ontology annotation, cellular component: cytoplasm. The record is from RefSeq and is a predicted model, not a curated record. The coding region runs from base 181 to 774 and encodes 197 amino acids. The transcript is spliced from 5 exons.
CAGUGCUUGAGUAAGUGAUGUGGUUUGGGACGCAGUUUGUCUCCUCCUUCUUUUCACUCGUCAUUAUUUCUUCGCUCUUAGAGAGCAGGUGGGUUUGUUAGUAGUCGCGUUUUAGACCAAAGACGGAAGCAUUCAUUCAAGACAUAGCAUUCAAGGCUGAUCGUCUGGCUAUUUUGGAGAAUGGAGAUCAUGAUGAAUUUACGGUUUUGCCUUUUGCUUAUGGCUUCUGUCUCUCUCGGAGGAUGUUCGGAAGCACCUUCGUUUUGUCUUGGUUAUGACUGUCCAGUUUACACUGUUGUGAAUACAUAUGAGAGUUUUGAGGAGCGUCUUUAUGAGCCCAGCCAGUGGAUCACUACAGACAUUGCAAGCACCAGAGCCAGUGACGUCCAAAAAGGCUUCUGGAAACUAUAUUACUUUAUGCAAGGGAAAAAUAAGGAUGGAAAAAAAAUCACAAGCCGGCCAGUAGUGGUGUCAGUAAAUGAUGCUUCUGAGAAUGGGGUGUCAAUCUCCUUCUUCAUCAGCGCUGGCAUUGUCCUCCCUGAACCUAAUGAUGAGACCAUCAAGAAAAAAGACCUGCCUGCUUCAAGGGUGUAUGUUAGGGUAUUUGGGGGAAUUGCAACUGAGGACGAUGCCAUUGAGAAUGUGCAGAAGUUGAAGAAGGACCUGCAGGUUGCAGGGAAACCUUUUGAUGACACAAGGUUUGAGGCAGCUGGAUAUGAUGCUCUGUGGAAGCUAGUGAACAGACACAAUGAAGUAUGGGUCUAUGCUGCCUAGUGCUAGCUACAGAUCACUGAGUAACAGCUACGAAUGGCAGAUAUAUGAAUCCUGUCAUUGUUAUAACUGAACACUCUCUUACUAAAUAUGUGUAUUUUUCCUAUCUGUAAUCUUUAAUUUAAUUAAAACAUUAGCCAUUAAUUAAUUGAAUUAAAAGCAUUUAGGCAAAGAGUGUAUAAGUAAAUUAAAUAGUUAAUGAAGUAGGUUUUUUUGGGUUUUUUUUUUGCUGCCUUAUAAUU